CCACCAUGGGCACGGGGCCCAUAUUUGUGGAGGAAAUCCCUAUUAGACGUAAGACAGAGGCCACAGAAUGACUUGCGAAUGACUUGCCAGAAGACAACUGUGUACCCAUCCUUUUCACUGCAUCCUUUGUGUGUCUCUUUCUGCAGACGUAGAGUGGGACGACCGGCUAGAGCUGGGGGAGGGAGCAUUUGGCGUGGUAAGUGGAUUGGCUCAGUCAUCUGUGACAUGCGAUGGUCUACAUUUGUCAUUUUGCCGCUGUCAGGUGGAGAGCGGUACACUGCGGAGGACACAGCGGGUGGCAAUGAAAUCGGUGUUUCUCUCAAGGCUAGAUGGUGAGGUCUGAACGGCGAGGUGGAUGGGAGGACUCAUCAUCAUUGUGCGUGUCUCUCUUGUCUGCCUGCCUGCCUACCUGCAGACCCCCCUGAAGAGCCGGGAAUCGACGAGAUAGUGAACUUUCAGAGAGAAGUAGAAACAUACAGGUAUCCACCAAUGUAAUCUCUCUCUACAGCAGCGACACAUAAACUGUCUCUUUGUUUAAUUGUGACAGUUACAUGGACCACAUCAAUGUGUUGAAGAUCAUAGGAGUAGUUCAGCAUCAGGGGAACCCCGAGGCGAGGGAUGUGACUCUGCACGACCCCCGCACGUGCAUUGUGGUGGAUUUAUUGACGGCCGUAAGGGGAAUACAACAUACGAUACACACGUUGAUGUUAAUGACAUGCAUGCCGUGUCUCUGUAUGUGUUCCUCUGACAGACACGCUCAGCACCCGCCUUCGACCGCCCCCUCCCCCGCUACCCCCAACGCCUCCCAUCCCACCCCCUCCCCUGCCCCCGCCACCCCCAACGCCCCAACAACGGCUCAGUUGGGCCCAGCAGAUGGUAUGGCAAUGCUUUUCUCUUCGUUCUGUUGUCGGAUUGAGUGUGUGUCUCUUGAUCUUUGUUUGAUUUCUGCAGGCGCGGGGCAUCCGCUACAUCCAUCUACGGGGAUUUGUGCAUCGUGACAUCAAGCCUGACGUGAGCUAUCACGCCAUUUCAAUGCACACGCGUUCGUGGACACCGUUGUGGCUCGUGUCCUGACUGUGUGUCGCUCAGAAUGCGCUGAUUCGGGAGGCGGACGGGCUGCUCAAGAUAGCCGACUUCGGGAUGGCAGAGCGGAUUCAGGUAUGUCAGGAAUGAGAACCAGAUACAACGUACACACAAACGUGCACCACAGCAGAGGACAAUCCCGUGUGUCUCUCCAUUCGUUGCCUUUGUUGGCGUGGUGUGUCUGUGUCUGUAGAAUGGGAGGGUGAAUCCCCCAGACCCAUCGGGCGGCACCCUCAAUUACAUGGCACCGGAGAUUUGGCGGCGGCGAAUCCUCACCCCAAAAGUAGACAUUUGGGCAUUCGGUGAGCCCAGCGCUAUUCACCUUGAAGAUGGUCUAUGAACGAGGCCGCUUGGUGCGCUUUUCUCGCUGCGUGCAGGCUGCUGCCUUAUCAAGAUAUUCGGGGGGGGCAUUCCUUGGGGGGAGUUUCUGAACUGGGAGGGCUGGGAUAGGCAUGGCGUCAUCGAUGCCGUAACCCUGCAGCGGCGCCACCCUUGGGUGCCCGCCGGCUGGCCACAGGUCGUCCGAAACAUUGUGCUGGACGUAAGUGCACCACACGACACUCGAACACAGAGGAAAACAGUCAGUUGCAGACAGUGACCGAUGCUCUGUCGGUGCGUGUACUUCUCUGGCUGCAGUGCCUGGAGUAUCGGCCGCAUCGUCGUCCCAGCGCCGCAGAGGUUCUGUAUCGGUUGGAGCACCUGACGGUUGCCGAUGUCCCCCGUAAGUAGCUCAGAGCCGCGUGGUCAUUGGUAUGUGCACGGCACUAUUGUGUCUCGUUGUCUGUCUGUCUGUCUGUCUGUCUGUGUCUUUCGUGCAGCCUGAACGAAUCGGCAUCUUCUGCAAAUGAAGUCUCUUCUUUGUCGAGUAGACCGCUUUCGAUUAGAGUAGUGUGGUGGGUGGGAAUGGAGUUGUAGAUGGAUGGAUUUCUGUAGCCGAUGCACUUUGACAUGCAGCCAUGCCUCUGUCCUUUCUCAGCAUCCAUACGUCCAUCAAUGCAUGUGCGCUGUUGAUCUGCGGGAAUGCUCGCUCCUGUUGCUGUGUAUGUCUCAUUCAGGUCGCUGCAGACGAUAUAUUUAGUCCGCCAUGCGACCUCGUGACGUGCUGUGCUGUGCUGUGCUGCGCUGUGCUCUGCUGUGGUGUGCUGGGCUGGGCUGGGCUGGGCUGGGCUGUGCCUUACUCGUCAGGUACGUGUAGCAAUCGAUUGGCGAGAUUUAAGUGCGCAGGACACCAGUGAAUGGGGGAUGGAUGGCAUGGCUGACUGUACUGGCAAUGUGUACGUGCCUGCCUGCAUUGAUGUGCGUGGCGUGCGUCGUUUGGGCCCAUGUGGCUGGGCUGCAGCCGGGCGCUAUACUUAGUCUGUGCUGCAGCCAUCACUCACUCAUGCCCUUGAUCUCAAUGUCUCGUGUCUCUGCUCUCUUUGUUUCAUGAGCCUGUGCAUUGCCUGUCUCGUCCUUUGAGCCCGUGUGGGCCGGGCUGGGCUGCAGCCAAGCGCUAUACUUAGUUUGCGCUGCAGCCCUCAUGUUCAUGCGCGUGAUCUGAAUUGCUCGUGUCUGGUGCCCGUCACUCUCGAUGUGUUUCGUUGUGUGCCUGCCACAGGCACAGUUCAUUCAAGUAGCCAGUGCCUGGUGGUGGAUGGUAGGUGCGUUCGUAGCCGACUGUGCAUGCAUUGAUGUGCGUGGUGUGGUGUGUGCUGUCGGAGCUCGUGUGGGCCGAGCUGGGUUAAUUGCAGUCAGGCGCUAUAUUUAGUCUGCACUGCGACCCAUACAUGAAUGCGAUGGAUGCAUAGUCAACAUUUGCAGAUUUUGUGCCUCUGCCUAGAGCUCUUGCUCGUCUCUGACGUACACAACGUACAAAGACGCUGCCUUCAAUUGAAAUCGUA
Molecule: messenger RNA, 2963 nt
Organism: Vitrella brassicaformis
Lineage: Eukaryota; Vitrellaceae
Source: the annotation of a GenBank genome assembly